UGAGUAACGGGGCGGGCGGAGGCAUCAUAGGCGGCGGCGGCGGCGGCUCGCGCUCCUGGUUUGCCAGUCCGUCAGUCGGAGCUGGGCGCUCGCGAAGGGAGGAGCUGCUGUGAGGCCCGAAAGCGAGCGCCUCCUCCCGACCUCCCCCCCGCCUCCGCCCUGCCGAGCCCCGAGGAUGAUAAACACCCAGGACAGUAGUAUUUUGCCUUUGAGUAACUGCCCCCAACUACAGUGCUGCAGGCACAUUGUCCCAGGGCCUCUGUGGUGCUCCGAUGCCCCUCACCCACUGUCGAAGAUCCCCGGUGGGCGAGGGGUUGGCAGGGAUCCUUCUCUCUCAGCUUUGAUAUAUAAGGAUGAGAAGCUCACUGUUAACCAAGAUCUUCCAGUGCACGAUGGGAAACCACACAUUGUCCACUUCCAGUACAAAGUUACGGAAGUAAAGGUCUCCUCUUGGGAUGCAGUGCUAUCCAAUCAGAGUCUUUUUGUGGAAAUCCCUGAUGGUGUAUUAGCUGAUGGGAGUAAAGAAGGAUUAUUAGCACUGUUGGAAUUUGCUGAAGAAAAAAUGAAAGCAAGUUAUGUCUUUAUUUGCUUCCGAAAAAGCAGAGAAGACAGAGCUGCAUUACUGAAGACAUUCAGUUUUUUGGGCUUUGAAAUUGUGAGGCCUGGCCAUCCCUGUGUCCCAUCACGACCAGAUGUGUUGUUCAUGGUAUACCCCCUGGAUCAGGUCUCUUCUGAUGAUGAUUAGACCCAGUGCAGCACUUCAGUGGGACCCGAACAUGCUUCAAAGACGAGAGGGGGCUAAAACUCCUCUUCGGAGGAAAGGAAAAACAAAAUUCUUCUGGACUGAAACUGCAUUUCUUAUUGUUAGAGUGACCUGUAUAUCUUCUGAGUUGACUUUUCCAUUGAAAUGUGUUACCUAGUGAAUAAUAUAAAGUCUGCACAUGUAAUCGCACAAUAGUAAAUGGAAGGUAAAUGGAGCCCUUUCAUACAGCUCUGUUGUCUGCUGGUUAGCCUAGUGGACAGACAUCCUGUCCAGCCACCCAAUGGGCAAGGAGCUCAGAGGUGAAGAGGGACACAGAUCUGACUUGUUAAAUUAGCGUUGGGCUUUUCUGUUCAUUUGGUUAUUUGGCUUUCAUUUUAAAUAACUGUAUACUUUUGUGUUCACUCAGACUUAAGCAGGAGGCAUGCUUUGGGCAUAGGGAUGUGAGGAACAGUAACACUGUUAGCAAAGCCUAGGUGGUGGUACCCCCUGGAGUAACCAACACUGUGGGUUCCUGAGAAGCUUUGUGCUCUUUCUAGCCUUUUUAUUAGGUUAGUAUUAACACUGCAUUAGUACAGCUUUCAAUAAAAAGGGGCAUUCAAAAAACAUGCGAAGCUGAUCCUGAUUUUUAGAGAGAAAGAACUGCAUAAGCACCCCUUUCCCAGAAUUGUAAUAGUUCUGCUGUUUUUCACUGCAUUCUGUAGUGGAAGUGGAUGUAAAACUCUGAGUGGAGAUUGUGAAUAAAUGGUGAAAAUUAUAAUUA
Messenger RNA from Podarcis raffonei (Aeolian wall lizard), 1523 nucleotides. It is a transcript of the gene OAZ2, whose product is annotated as ornithine decarboxylase antizyme 2. NCBI's taxonomy places the organism in Eukaryota, Metazoa, Chordata, Lepidosauria, Squamata, Lacertidae. Gene Ontology annotation, cellular component: nucleus; cytoplasm. The record is from RefSeq and is a predicted model, not a curated record. Gene Ontology annotation, biological process: positive regulation of protein catabolic process. Gene Ontology annotation, molecular function: ornithine decarboxylase inhibitor activity.